Dovyalis caffra is the source of this 411-nucleotide messenger RNA. NCBI's taxonomy places the organism in Eukaryota, Viridiplantae, Streptophyta, Magnoliopsida, Malpighiales, Salicaceae. The record is from the annotation of a GenBank genome assembly.
AUGGCUCGUACCAAGCAAACAGCAAGAAAAUCCACCGGAGGCAAAGCUCCAAGGAAGCAACUAGCCACGAAGGCAGCCAGGAAAUCAGCUCCAGCCACCGGAGGAGUGAAGAAGCCUCACCGUUUCAGGCCAGGAACAGUGGCCUUGAGAGAAAUCAGGAAGUACCAGAAGAGUACUGAGCUAUUGAUAAGGAAACUGCCAUUUCAAAGGCUGGUGAGGGAAAUAGCCCAAGAUUUCAAGACGGAUUUGAGGUUUCAAAGCAGUGCAGUAGCUGCUCUUCAAGAGGCGGCAGAGGCAUACCUAGUUGGGUUGUUUGAAGAUACCAACUUGUGUGCUAUUCAUGCUAAGAGGGUUACCAUAAUGCCUAAAGAUAUCCAGUUGGCCCGUAGGAUUAGAGGCGAGAGGGCUUAA